Messenger RNA from Acanthosepion pharaonis, 1452 nucleotides. The record is from the annotation of a GenBank genome assembly. NCBI's taxonomy places the organism in Eukaryota, Metazoa, Mollusca, Cephalopoda, Sepiida, Sepiidae.
AUGAUCAGUAGCAGAAAGAAAGAACGAGUUGAAAGUACAGUACAGAAAUUAACUUCCCUGAACCUUGAUGUUGCAGGAACUGUGUGCCAUGUUAAUAAAGCUGAAGACCGCAAAAGUUUAAUUCAAGAAACACUUAAAACCUUUGGUGGCAUUGAUAUUUUGGUAAACAAUGCUGCAACCAAUCCAGCAUUUGGUCCCAUUCUUGAUACAUCUGAAUCUGCCUGGGAUAAGAUAUUUGAUACAAACCUGAAAGUUCCAUUCCUGUUAACCAAAGAUGUUGCUCCCUUAAUUGAGAAACGUGGUGGUGGUUCUGUAAUCUUUGUAUCAUCCAUUGUAGCUUAUCAGCCAUUUGCACUGAUUGGUGCCUAUGCUAUUAGCAAAACUGCCCUUUUGGGUAUGAUUAAAGCCCUUGUACCACAACUGAGUGCUAUGAAUAUUAGGGUCAACGGCAUUGCACCAGGAUUCAUUUCAACAAACUUCAGCAAAGGCAUAAUAAGCAAUGAAUCAAUUGCUGAAAGUGUUUUAAACACAAUUCCAAUGAACAGUACCUCUAUUUUCUUUUUCCUUUCUUUUUUCCUCUUUCUUUUUUUUUCUUUUUUUUUAUUUUUUUUUUUAUUUUUUUUUUUUUUUUUUUUUCUUCUUUUUCUUUUUUUGUUUCUUUAUUUUUUGUUUUUUUGUUUCUUUAUUUUUCUUUUUUUGUUUCUUUAUUUUCUUUUUAUUUUCUUUUUUUUUUCUUUUUUCUACUCUUUUCUUUUUUUUUCUUUAUUUUCUUUUUCUUUUUGUUUCUUUAUUUUCUACUCUUUCUUUUUUGUUUUUUAUUUUCUUUUUCUUUUUUUUUCUUUUUAUUUUCUCUUUUCUUUUUUUUUUUUUAUUUUUCUACUCUUUCUUUUUUUUCUUUUUCUACUUUUUUUUUUUUUAUUUUUCUUUUUUUUUUUGUUUCUUUAUUUUCUACUCUUUCUUUUUGUUUCUUUAUUUUCUACUCUUUCUUUUUGUUUCUUUAUUUUCUACUCUUUCUUUUUGUUUCUUUAUUUUCUACUCUUUCUUUUUGUUUCUUUAUUUUCUUUCUUUUUUUUGUUUUUUAUUUUCUUUUCUUUUUUUUCUUUAUUUUCUAUUUUCUCUUUUCUUUUGUUUCUUUAUUUUCUUUUUUUUUUUUUUUUUUUUUAUUUUUCUACUCUUUUCUUUUUGUUUCUUUAUUUUCUCUUUCUUUUUUGUUUCUUUUAUUUUCUCUUUUCUUUUUUGUUUCUUUAUUUUCUACUUUUUUUUUUUUUGUUUCUUUAUUUUCUACUCUUUCUUUUUGUUUCUUUAUUUUCUACUCUUUCUUUUUGUUUCUUUAUUUUCUACUCUUUCUUUUUGUUUCUUUAUUUUCUACUCUUUCUUUUUGUUUCUUUAUUUUCUACUCUUUCUUUUUGUUUCUUUAUUGUGAUAACAAUAACAUUUCUUACAAGAGUAUAG